This is a messenger RNA of Nilaparvata lugens (brown planthopper), 3090 nucleotides long. Its product is annotated as histone acetyltransferase Tip60. The transcript is spliced from 12 exons. The coding region runs from base 251 to 2758 and encodes 835 amino acids. Gene Ontology annotation, biological process: regulation of DNA-templated transcription. The record is from RefSeq and is a predicted model, not a curated record. NCBI's taxonomy places the organism in Eukaryota, Metazoa, Arthropoda, Insecta, Hemiptera, Delphacidae. Gene Ontology annotation, molecular function: histone acetyltransferase activity.
GACCGUUAGCUCCUGCACAGUAUUAUUAUGUUUUGCUUUACCAAUAAAUGAAUCAUUUAAUAUCAAUUAUUAUUAUGACAAAAGUCAAUUCAUUUUAUUUUCCUUUGAAGACUAUUAGUACUGAAAUUUGUUUCUAUUUAAAAUACGUUAGAUUCAGUUUUCGAAAAUAAUGGUUGAUCAGUGAAAAGUUUGGUGCCCGCCAGCCGCCAUAUUCACAAAUAUAAAAUACAAAUCAGCUGGAUAACCUAACAUGACAGAAGACAUCGACGGACGUGAAACAAUAUGCGAUUCUGUGAGCUCGUUAGUAGAAGGAUGUCGACUCCCAGUCCGAAUGAGAAAUUGCGAAGAUUGGCCUCUUGCCGAAAUUAUAAGCAUCAAAGACGACGGAGGAGGGAAGAACUCAUACUAUAUCCAUUAUGUCGAUUACAACAAACGUCUAGACGAAUGGGUGGUGGAAGAGCGACUGGACACACGGAAAGUGCAGUUCCCGCGCAAAGAUGGCAGCGGGGGCGGAGCCACCGGCGCAGGGGGCGUGGCCACGCCCAAAAAGAUGUUGGCGACGCCGGCAGCCAAUCGCGAGACGAGUUCGUGUCCCUCGUCACGCCCCUCGUCACCACCGCACAACUCCGCCUCCUCCGAGCUGGUCAAUGGCAGUGCCGUGCUGGCUGCAGCGCUACACAAGAAGAUAUCGCGCAAGCGCAAGGCCAACGCCAGUAUAGACGAAAAAAAACCUGACCUGCCUGUGGAAAAUAGUAAUUUUAAAAAUGAAAUUAAAGCGGAUUUUGAUCAUCAAAUAUCAGUGCAAUUCCUUAUAGGCGUUCAAGCAGCGGUCAAGCCUGCUUAUAGCUGCUCCCUUGUCUGUCUAAAGGUGCAAUUCCUUAGAGGCGUUCAAGCAGCGGUCAAGCCGGCUUAUAGCUGCUCCCUUGUCUGUCUGAAGGUGCAAUUCCUUAGAGGCGUUCAAGCAGCGGUCAAGCCUGCUUAUAGCUGCUCCCUUGUCUGUCUAAAGGUGCAAUUCCUUAUAGGCGUUCAAGCAGCGGUCAAGCCCGCUUGUAGCUGCUCCCUUGUCUGUCUAAAGGUGCAAUUCCUUAGAGGCGUUCAAGCAGCGGUCAAGCCUGCUCAUAGUUGCUCCCUUGUGUUUCUAAAGGUGCAAUUCCUUAGAGGCGUUCAAGCAGCGGUCAAGCCCGCUUAUAGCUGCUCCCUUGUCUGUCUAAAGGUGCAAUUCCUUAGAGGCGUUCAAGCAGCGGUCAAGCCGGCUUAUAGCUGCUCUCAAGCAGCGGUCAAGCCUGCUCAUAGUUGCUCCCUUGUGUUUCUAAAGGUGCAAUUCCUUAUAGGCGUUCAAGCAGCGGUCAAGCCCGCUUAUACCUGCUGCCUUGUCUGUCUGAAGGUGAAAUUCCUUAGAGGCGUUCAAGCAGCGGUCAAGCCCGCUUAUAGCUGCUCCCUUGUCUGUCUGAAGGUGCAAUUCCUUAGAGGCGUUCAAGCAGCGGUCAAGCCUGCUCAUAGUUGCUCCCUUGUGUUUCUAAAGGUGCAAUUCCUUAGAGGCGUUCAAGCAGCGGUCAAGCCUGCUUAUAGCUGCUCCCUUGUCUGUCUAAAGGUGCAAUUCCUUAGAGGCGUUCAAGCAGCGGUCAAGCCGGCUUAUAGCUGCUCCCUUGUCUGUCUGAAGGUGCAAUUCCUUAGAGGCGUUCAAGCAGCGGUCAAGCCUGCUUAUAGCUGCUCCCUUGUCUGUCUGAAGGUGCAAUUCCUUAGAGGCGUUCAAGCAGCGGUCAAGCCUGCUCAUAGCUGCUCCCUUGUGUUUCUAAAGGUGCAAUUCCUUAGAGGCGUUCAAGCAGCGGUCAAGCCUGCUUAUAGCUGCGCUGUUCGAACGCCUUCAAGGAAUUGCACCUUUACUUGCUGCACGAGGAUGAAAAAUGUCGAAAUGAUUGAACUAGGUCUGCAUAGGAUACGACCCUGGUAUUUCUCCCCUUACCCUCAGGAGCUUGUAAAUCAGCCAUGCAUAUACAUAUGUGAAUUUUGUUUAAAAUACAGAAAAAGUCGGAAAUGUUUAGAAAGGCAUUUGAACAAAUGCAACCUUCGACAUCCGCCCGGCAACGAGAUCUACAGGAAAGAGAGCAUCUCGUUCUUCGAAAUCGACGGCCGAAAGAACAAAGUGUACGCACAGAACCUAUGUCUGCUGGCCAAACUGUUCCUCGACCACAAAACACUGUUCUACGACACCGACCCCUUCCUCUUCUACAUCAUGACCGACCUGGACGACAGAGGCUUCCACAUUGUUGGCUAUUUCUCCAAGGAGAAGCAGUCGGCUCAGGACUACAACGUCGCCUGCAUUCUCACCAUGCCGCCCUAUCAGCGCAAAGGUUACGGGAAGUUGCUCAUCGAAUUUAGUUACGAACUGUCGAAAUUCGAAGGCAAAACAGGCUCACCUGAGAAGCCAUUAUCCGAUCUCGGCCUGCUAUCCUACCGAAGCUAUUGGGCGCACACCAUUCUAGACAUCCUCAUAACCCUCAAGCCACAAGGGGAUAACGAGCAGCCGCAGAUUACUGUCAACGAAAUCUGCGAGCUGACCAGUAUAAAGAAGGACGACGUGAUUUCGACACUGCAAAACCUGAACCUGAUCAACUACUACAAGGGUCAGUACAUCAUCACAAUGAGUCAGGAAACUGUGUCCAGUCAUCUAAAGUCCAUGGAGAAGCGCAAGAUACGCAUCGAUCCAAAGUGCAUUCACUGGACGCCUCGUGAUUGGUCCAAACGUGCCAAGUGGUAGCCACGCCCCCUUCGCCUUGCGCCGCGAUUGGUCCAAACGUGCCAAGUGGUAGCCACGCCCCCUUUUACCCCCGAUUGGUCAAGUGAAGUGGUAGCCCCGCCCCCCUUCUACCACUCGCCGCGAUUGGUCCAAACGUGCCAAGUGCUAGUGGCCCCGUCCCUUUAUCUCCUCUCCACCAAUCACUUAUUGUUUUAAAUAGGUGUUUCAUUUUCGUCGAUUUGUAUCAACAAUAAUUAGGAAAGCGACAAAGUUUGUUGGUGUGUGGUCGAUUUUUUUGCUCUAGAUUUCAAAGACUUGAUUGAACGAAGAGUGUAUUGUAAAAAGCAAAUAAA